AUGACUGUCACUAAGUGGCUGAGGGUAAUAGCUGUGCCAAACCACAUUUCUUUGACACUUAUCUCUCUUCAAUUUGUUUUCUUCUCCCACCAAGACCGUCGCACCAGUUCCCUGCCUCUACUGGCCCUCCCUGGGGUGACGCCGAGCAGUGAGGACCAUCCAGAUAACCAGCUUACAAAUGAAAAACACACAGAUGAAAAGCCUAUGAAAGGUAUUGUUAUGAGUUCUGUCGCAGAAUUCAGCAUCACAGACGCUUCAUCAAAGGGUACCAAAAAUGAGAAGAAAUUGUCAGAUGCAAGCAGAUCAUCCAUUGCUUCCCUGGAGAAAUGCAGAGAAUUCGCUUACAUUGAAGACGAUGCAUCAGUACAUCAGAGAGACAGUGACGAUGAAUGCGCAACACUUAUCCUGGCCUGCUUGUUCUGCCAAUUUUGGGACUUUCUUAUAAUGCUGCCUGAUACCUGUGAACAUUGGCUGACAGAUACCUGUUGUCCAUCCAAUAGAUAUUACCAGACCUCCGACGAAGACCACGGCAACAACGACUGCAACUGUGACUGUGACAUUGAUUGCAGCCUCUUUGAGUCCUGCCACGAGACUGGGGAGUGCCUGGAACUCGCCAUGGAGAUUUCAGAAGUCUGCUACCGCUAAUAGGAAAAUAAUUGACAAAAUCCCUCAAAACUACCUGACACAUUACAAAGGAGAUUUUUUUUUUUUUUAAAUUAAUCAUAACCAGAGGUUUUGUCAAUGAGGACUAUGUGCAUCUUGUUGCUCCCUCCUUGGAGGUCUCUAUAUCUGUACCAUUCUGGUGGCAUGAUAUCACAA
This is a messenger RNA of Vidua chalybeata, 819 nucleotides long. It is a transcript of the gene MDFIC2, whose product is annotated as MyoD family inhibitor domain containing 2. NCBI's taxonomy places the organism in Eukaryota, Metazoa, Chordata, Aves, Passeriformes, Viduidae. The record is from RefSeq and is a predicted model, not a curated record.